Hymenoscyphus albidus is the source of this 374-nucleotide messenger RNA. NCBI's taxonomy places the organism in Eukaryota, Fungi, Ascomycota, Leotiomycetes, Helotiales, Helotiaceae. The record is from the annotation of a GenBank genome assembly.
AUGAAAAGACUGCAAAGAAAAGUCCGCAAAGAAAAAUUGUUCAUCGUAGCCUCCCAGCCUGCCCUCAAAAUGAACCUCUCCAGUUGUGUAGAUGAGAACUACGCGUGUUGGACAGCCAGUAUGUGAAACCUACUCCAACAAUCGACCUGCAGUAGGUCAAUCUGACUCAAUUGCCCUCUUUCACCAAAGAUUCAUAGUCAGUGACUCAAGGACCAGUCGCAAAGAACCAGAACUCCAUUGAGGCGGCUAUUUUCAAUAACCAUUCAAACGAGCAUGUAAGAUGGCUUUACCGCUUCAAAUGGGGCAAUAAACUUUGCGCAAAAGAUAUUGUUGUUCAUGCCAUAGCCUCUCGCAGUUUUGGGCGUCAGAUAUAG